GAGCUGCGACGGCCCGCGGCCCUGGCGCCCGCCCCGCCCGCGACGGCGGCGGCCUCGGCGCCGCCGGCGCCGAGAGCGGAGGAGGAGGGGCGCCCAGCCGCCACGGGCGCCCCAGGGGAGGAGGCCGGCAGCGGCAGCGGCGGCGGCGCGCGCGUGCGACCGCGGACCACGGCGCUUGCGGAGCCGAAGGAGGAGGAGGAGGCGACCGAAGGCCCUCCCGCGAAGAGGGCAAAGGCGAAGGCCGAGGAGGAGGCCGAUGCAGCUGUGCCAGCGCACUUUCCGCCCGGGUGCAUUCCAGACCCGAAGGCAACGAUCCCUUGGUUGCCACCAGGGUGGUCGGCGGCGAAGAAGUGGACCUCGAAGCAGGAUGCAAGGUGCCCCGGUGGCAACCUGGCCCGCUGCUACGUCGGCCCCAAGGGCGACAUCGCUUGGCACAGGGACAAGGUCGAGAGGCUGGAAGGGCGAGCGCUGGGGCCGCACGAGGAGCGGACCCAGGCGCAGGCCGCGGCUGCCGCCUCGCCGCGCGGCGCCCAGGCCGGCGCGGCCCCAGCGAGCCCCGCCACCACAGCUAGCGCACCCGCAGCGCCGCCUGCCGGCGGCAGCCGCCUGCUGGCCGCGCCAGACGCCGACGCCGAGCGGCUGGCGGCGCUGAGGGCGCGGCUCCGGGAGCUCACGGCGGCCGCCGAUGAGGAGAAGGAUCCUCGCUUCGAGCCCUGGGAGCACAAGUUGAUCUUCGAUGGAAAACUGCCAAGGGUGAAUCUCAGAAGGAGGUCGGGUUGA
Messenger RNA from Prorocentrum cordatum, 780 nucleotides. NCBI's taxonomy places the organism in Eukaryota, Dinophyceae, Prorocentrales, Prorocentraceae. The record is from the annotation of a GenBank genome assembly.